This is a messenger RNA of Phyllostomus hastatus (greater spear-nosed bat), 887 nucleotides long. RefSeq names its product chromosome unknown C1orf232 homolog (gene CUNH1orf232). The transcript has 4 exons. The coding region runs from base 269 to 844 and encodes 191 amino acids. The record is from RefSeq and is a predicted model, not a curated record. NCBI's taxonomy places the organism in Eukaryota, Metazoa, Chordata, Mammalia, Chiroptera, Phyllostomidae.
UUCAUUAUUCUUAGCCAAUAUGGGUCACAACAAGGGGCUGAGGUGGCAGAGCUGGCUCUGUGUCACCCCCACCCUGGAUGACUUUGGAUCAGUUCACUUGCUGGGCACUGUGCCAGCUGGAGAGGCUGGUGCAUCUUUAAUGAAGUCACCAGAUCCCUGGGACAGGCUCUCUGUCUCACCAAGUUUCUAAAGCCAGACCCAUUGGGUGCCCACCGAGCCUCUCACUGCCUUCCUGUGCCUGGGUGCCAGACCCAUUUCCCCUGCAACUAUGAACCAGACCUUCUGGAAAACCUACAAAUCCAAAGUGCUACAGACCCUGAGCGGGGAAUCUGAGGAGGACCUGACAGAGGAGAAGGAGAACCCAGCCUUAGUGGAGCCUGAGACAGCAGAGCCGACCCCAGAGGCCUUGAAUCCCAUGUCACAGCUGGCCCGCCGGGUUCAGGGGGUCGGGGUGAAAGGCUGGCUGACAAUGUCGUCUCUGUUUAACAAAGAAGAUGAGGACAAGCUGCUGCCACCGGAACCCUGUGCUGACCACCCACUAGCUGCACCGCCCUCAUCCCAAGCAGCGGUGGCGGAGGCAGAGGCAGAGGCGGAGCCGCGCGGGCCAGGAUUCUGGGAUGCAUUUGCCAGCAGGUGGCAGCAGCAGCAGGCCGCCGCGGCGUCUGUGCUGCGCAGCGUGGAACCCACCCCAGAGCAGGUCCCCGAAGCCGGGGAAGAGGCCACGGAGGAGGCCGCCCAGCGCGUGGAGCCACAGGAGGCCGACACGGCUGCUGACUUCAAGUGGGGCUUCCUCACUCACAAACUGGCUGAGAUGAGGUUGAAGGUUGCGCCCAAAGGGGACUAGCCAGACGGCCGAACUGGGCGCCCACUCCUCCCCACCAACAUAA